CUUCAAUUCAAGAUGAGUACAAAAUUUUAUAUGAAGAUGGACAUGGGAAUGUUAUUGAUGAGAAUGGUGGUCCUGAGCCCAUGGACUACAUUGUUGAUCAGAAUGAAUUUAUUGUUGAGACUAUUGCUACUCAUACAGAGUACUUGGGAAAUAAAGCCAAAAUUGAUGAUGUUCGUAUGAAGAACGCAAAACCAAAACGAGACUAUGUGCGUUAUACAGUUCAGGAUAAAGUUAGGUUUUUCGAACUGAAGAUUGAAAAAUGUAUGACUGCAUCAGCUGCAGUAAAACAGUUGGGCAUUCACCCUCGAACAGCUUAUAGAUGGAUCAGCCAGUAUAAUGUGUGCCCUGACAAUAUUUUUGAUAGUUGUAAAAAAGUAGGUCGUAAGUGUAUCUUAAGUGAAGAGCAUAAAACAACUGUCAUCGACUUCAUUGAUGCUAACCCCUCUGCUACUGUUGUUGAAGUGACUGAGCAUUUAUUAAAGCGAUUUCAUGAUCUUAAAGUAUCACGCAGCACAGUUAAUAACUUUAUGAGACGUGAGUGCAACCUUUCGUUGAAAAAAGCAGAUUUUCAUUCUAUUGAGAGAAACAAUCCAGCAAAGAUUGAGGAGCGAUGCAAUUGGGUUUCUAAAUGGGAACGAACAGACAUGAACUCCUUGACGAAUUGCAUAUUUCUUGAUGAGUCUGCUUUCGACAUCAACAUGAAGCGCUCAAGAGCCUGAUCUAAAAAAGGUACUCAAGCUAUUGUUACCAGACCUACAAC
This is a messenger RNA of Radiomyces spectabilis, 760 nucleotides long. RefSeq lists its product as uncharacterized. Lineage: Eukaryota; Fungi; Mucoromycota; Mucoromycetes; Mucorales; Radiomycetaceae. The transcript has 2 exons. The record is from RefSeq and is a predicted model, not a curated record. The coding region runs from base 81 to 719 and encodes 212 amino acids.